This is a messenger RNA of Lycium ferocissimum, 1035 nucleotides long. RefSeq names its product TMV resistance protein N-like. The transcript has 3 exons. NCBI's taxonomy places the organism in Eukaryota, Viridiplantae, Streptophyta, Magnoliopsida, Solanales, Solanaceae. Bases 213 to 620 code for a protein of 135 amino acids. The record is from RefSeq and is a predicted model, not a curated record.
AAAAGCCUAAAAGACAACUAAACUGAGGGAGUAUUAUGGGAAUUGGGGAUUUACCCAUAGAAAUGGGGUUUUGGAAAUUGUUGACCAAUUAAUUAACUAAUGGGUGAGAGAGAAUUGGACUAUGAGUUUAUUAAUUCGGAAAAAAUGGGCAUAGCUAGAAGAAGAAGACGGACUGCAAGCGCUUCAACGAGCACCAUAUAUCAAUAUUGGCAAUGAUUUUCAAAGCAUACAUUUCAAGUUGCAGCACUAUUUUCUAUCCCAAGGGGCCGAAGGCAGUGGAAGCAAUCUCGUCUGUUGAUGAAGAAAAUUUAUGCUUUAGCAAAGAGGCCAUGAAAAACAUGAAAAUGCUUAGGAUAUUAUACAUAUGGUACGGUGGCUUCAAUAAUUGCUUGCCUGGCCAUGAUGGCUCGAUUGAGUACCUUCCUAACAACUUGCGUUGGUUUGUCUGGUAUAACUUUCCUUGCGAAUCAUUGCCAGAAAAUUUUAAACCCAAAAUGCUGGUUCACCUUUAUCUCAAAUCCAGUUCACUGUCAUUUAUGGAAGGAAACAAAGCAUUUGCCAUCUCUACGGAAGCUAGAUCUCAGCUUCUCUGCACACCUCAUGCGAACACCAGAUUUUAGGGAGAUGCUAAAUUUGGAGUAUUUGGAUUUGGGAUUUUGUCGUCUUGAAGAGUUUGACGAUUCCCUGGGGUAUUGCAGAAAACUCAUUCGAUUAAACUUGGAGGGUUGUGUAAGACUUAAGAGGUUUCCUUGUGUUAAAGGGGAAUCUCUUGAAUAUCUGAAUAUACAAAAGUGCUAUAGUUUAGAGAAAUUUCCAGAGAUCAGGGGAACAAGUAAGCUAUGGAAGCAAGAUCUCAGCAGCUCUUGGAGGAUGACGGGAACACCAGAUUUCACAGAGAUGCCAAAUUUGGAGUUUGCAUCUCUGAAAUUGUUAUGGUCUUGAAGAGGUUGACGAUUCCCUAGGGUAUUGCGGAAAACUCAUUACGUUAGAUAUGAUGAAUUGGCUUAAGAGGUUUCCAUGUGUUAACGUGGAAUC